Scleropages formosus (Asian bonytongue) is the source of this 894-nucleotide messenger RNA. Its product is annotated as potassium channel subfamily K member 16-like. The record is from RefSeq and is a predicted model, not a curated record. NCBI's taxonomy places the organism in Eukaryota, Metazoa, Chordata, Actinopteri, Osteoglossiformes, Osteoglossidae. Gene Ontology annotation, cellular component: plasma membrane. Gene Ontology annotation, molecular function: outward rectifier potassium channel activity; potassium ion leak channel activity. The coding region runs from base 1 to 894 and encodes 297 amino acids. Gene Ontology annotation, biological process: potassium ion transmembrane transport; stabilization of membrane potential. The transcript has 5 exons.
AUGGCUCGCCUCCAGAUGAGCAGCAUGAGGGUCAGCUGGAUGGGGCUGCUCUUCCUGGGCCACUUCAUGUACUUGCUGGUGGGGGCCACCGUCUUCCAGAUGCUGGAGCGCGAUGCGGAGAACCAGAACCGGCAGAACUUCCAGCUGCAGAAGCUGCGCUUCCUGAUGAAUUACAGCUGCCUGGAUGGUCCGUCUCUGGAGACGUUCGUCAAGGUGAUCCUGCAGGCCUGGGAGAAAGGCAUCAAUCCAUCGGGGAACUCGACGAGCCCCAGCAACUGGGACUUCAGCAGCUCCUUCUUCUUUGCCGGGACGGUCGUCACCACCAUAGGUUACGGGAACCUGUCACCCAGCACGGUGUCCGGACAGGUGUUCUGCGUCUUCUACGCCCUGUGUGGCAUCCCGCUGAACCUCGCCUUCCUCAACCAGCUGAGCAAGUGCUUGAGUGCGUACCUGUGGCGGCUGGAGCGCACAGUGCUCUCUCCAGGGUCCAUGAAGCAAACCAGGGAGGCCCUCUUGGUGGCUUCCUUCCUGGUGCUGGGCACCGUGCUCUUUCUCGUCCUUCCCCCGGUGCUCUUCAGCUACGCGGAAGGCUGGACGUACGGAGAAAGCUUCUACUACGCCUUCAUCACGCUCAGCACCAUCGGCUUCGGGGACUAUGUAGUGGGAACGGAUCCGCAGAAACACUACAUAUAUAUUUACCGCAGCCUGGCGGGCGUCUGGAUCGUCUUCGGCCUGGCCUGGCUGGCCCUGCUCUUGAACUUGCUUGCCAGGGUGAUGGAGCACACCUUCAAACUCAAAUCAGCAGCCCUUGGGCCUGGAGACCAGGAGGGUCCGCCCAGCAAGCGGGAGGAGGCGCCCGAGCACGUGCGGCACGAGUCUGAGGGCGGGGCCUAG